Salvia miltiorrhiza (redroot sage) is the source of this 2159-nucleotide messenger RNA. RefSeq lists its product as uncharacterized. The record is from RefSeq and is a predicted model, not a curated record. Bases 227 to 1882 code for a protein of 551 amino acids. The transcript has 11 exons. Gene Ontology annotation, biological process: double-strand break repair. Gene Ontology annotation, cellular component: site of double-strand break; nucleus. NCBI's taxonomy places the organism in Eukaryota, Viridiplantae, Streptophyta, Magnoliopsida, Lamiales, Lamiaceae.
ACCCAAUAGCCCAUCGUUAUUCAUUGUUCAUUGUUCUCGUCGAAAAGUAAUGACAAAUAUUUGAGUUCCCGCCACUGCUAACAAGUAAACACCUCACCGCUGCCGAAGCUACCUCAUUUUCCUCUCAUUUCUUAAUUUCCUCUCACGCCUCGUCCAUUUGCGACUACUUUUCUCUCUCCUAAAGUUUCUGGUGGUCGAUUCGCACAAGCACUAAAUCGGCGUCGCAAUGGAGGAAACUCAGCGGUGGAGCGUGACGUACACGAAUCACGUUAAGCAGAAGCGGAAAGUCUAUCACGACGGCUUUCUAACGGUUCAAUCAUCUCGCAAUAAGGUCAUGUUGUAUGAUGAAUGGGACAAGCUCUUGGAGACUAGGUUUGUGAAGAAAGAUGAUCUCAUCUUAUCUGGUGAAACGAUCACAUUUGGUUCUUACCUUGUCGAUCUCGGUGAGCUAUGUCAAGGCCAUCAACCUAUAUCUAAUUUGAAUUCUCAAGAUCAGGACAAGAAAGUUGAAACAUCCAGUUCACAUUACAGCUACAAUUCCCAGAAUAGGAAGCCUAUGGUUGGGAAAAGAAAAGGACAAGUAGUUAACAUAAGCCCAUCACAGAAAAUGAUCAGAGAUUUCAAGAAGAGUGAAGUGAAUAAGUUUAGCUCCUCACCAAGUUGUAUGAAUAUGACAAAACUCAGUACAAAAGAAUGGCAGGUCUUGUACACAACACAAAUAACACAAAAGGCAAAGAAAUUUCAUGAUGGCUUUCUACAUCUCAUAAUUCAUGGAUCACAAGGGAGGCAGGUUAAGUUGUAUGACAUUAACAGGAGACACUUAGAUGGCAGAUUUCUGAAAAAGGAUGAAAAAGUUUGUUCUGGUGAAUCACUAGUUUUGGAUGGUCAUUUAGUAGAGAUUGGAGAGCAGGAAGAAGAUCAUAAGCCUCCAACUGACUUAAACAUUCAAGGAAAAGGCUGCAAAGUAACUGGAAAAAGUGAUGUCGUUGAUUACCAAACCAAAAUCCCGACUAUUAAAAAAUUUCCUGCGGGAAAAACACUAGGUGGUACCUCUCAAGGGACAUUUACUAAAUUUAGUGAUUCAAGCUACAAGUCUGAAAAUGCCAAAUUAUGUGGACGAGAUGCUGAGCCUAGUGAUUCAAGCCACAAGUCUGAAAAUGCCAAAUUAUGUGGAGGAGAUGCUGAGCCUAGACGUUCUGUCUGCGAUAUAUUGUCCAUUCUCAGACAAUCAAGUGAGAGGAAGGUUGUCUCUGUGAAUAAGCCUUUCACCAAGGACUGUGCUGAGUUAUAUCCUUCAAAGUCUCAGUCUGGUAACGAUAAUCAUAUAAAAAAAUAUGCUGAAGAAUGCAGUGGAACUGCAAGACUGGAACUGAAACAAAAAGGGUCAGAGCAUGAUAGCAUGAUUAAGGUUAUAAAAUCUGAAGCUGUUGAAGUCGUAAUAAAAACUGAAAAGCAUGCGAUUCCUGAAAAUGGAAGAGUACGUCAAGCUAGAUCUUCUAGCUUUCAUCUCAGACCACAAACAGUGAACUUUAAAUCUCCUCUCCAUGAUGUACGUUCUUCAUCUAUGGAGUCACAUGCAGCAGCCGCUGCUGCAGUGAAUGCUGAUAGCCAAAGGGAUGUCGUAUCUGAAUCUCUCACCAGAACAUACGAUAAUCAAGAACUUGAAAACAUAUGUCCAUGUGAAGAGGUCGUAACUGAAUCAAAUGCUGCAUUAGCAAAUGGUUCGAGCUCCAGUAAAUUACCUGAGCUGCAGGAAGACAAGAAGGGAAGCAGUUCUAGAUGCAACGUUGCUUCUACUACGUCUGCAUCUCGUAAUCUCAAAGAGACAAGUCUCAAGACCAAGGAUAUGGAUGAGAUCCCGAGUUUUGAUCUUGGAUUUUGAAGCUGCAAAUUAGUUAUUUUACCAGAUUCUCGACACAUUCCAAGAAAUUCACUUCCUGAUCAAACAUUGACAGAAGAAACUCAAUUCUUCUCUGCAAACUCUAAACCUGUUCAAGCAACAUGCAAUCAACUAUCAACUAGCUACAGUGUAGCAUAAGCAAGGAACCUUUUAUUACAACCAUAACUUUGAAUUUAUAUAGCCGCCUUGAAAAGAAAUGUAUGGUGCCCAAAAGAGGAUUCUAUCUAUCUAUCUAUACAUCGUUUGCAGCUUAUGAUUC